GAGCAAGAUGUUCUACAAGACUGCCAAGAAGCAGAACUCGUGCUGCCUUGUCAUGUAGGUGAGCCGGCGUCGAAGUGGCUGCUCCUGAGCAUAUGGGCAGCAACAAAGUACAGCCUGCGAUCCCGAUUUCCGGUCUCUUGGUCACAGUAUGCCACACGCAAGUUCUGGUACCUCUCAAUCAGGACCGUUUCAUCCCAAGCCGCUUCCUCACGUACCUACCUUUGUGUUCAAUAGGCAGUUGCAUUGUUGUCUUGUAUUGGCGUUCUAUUUGGGGAAGGAUCUAUCUAUUUCCUAGUAUAAUUAAGCAUAAUGAUCUUCGAUACCAGCUAUAUGUCUCUGGGUCGGUUUUGCCAUAUACCUUGGCAUCUAACCCCUUAUUCGGACGUUGCUAUAGCCUCGAACUGUUGAGCGAUAUGUACACAACUUCGUGGAGCACCAGGAUAUGCCGCUCUUGGCUGGACAACCAGAAGCGCAGGUAGCGUGGCUCCUUGUUCAGAUUCAAGUAUAUUAUAUAACAAGCGGCGUACGUGGUUAAAGCGCGAACAGGCCAGCUUGCGCACCUCUUUCCCCAAGUAUAUAGCUGGCCUCCCACAUUGUACGAGUGCCUGGUGCUUAACAGUGAUUUUCCGUUUUCAGCGUGAAUCAUAGCCCG
Messenger RNA from Lasiosphaeria miniovina, 652 nucleotides. RefSeq lists its product as uncharacterized. The record is from RefSeq and is a predicted model, not a curated record. The transcript has a single exon. NCBI's taxonomy places the organism in Eukaryota, Fungi, Ascomycota, Sordariomycetes, Sordariales, Lasiosphaeriaceae. The coding region runs from base 93 to 479 and encodes 128 amino acids.